CGAAGUAAUUGACUGAUACUGAUAAUAUAAUACAUUCAUUCUCUCUAAAAACAUUAUCGAUUUAUUUUUUUGUUAGAUUAGAGAAUCGCAUUUGGAAAGUAAGUUGGAAGUUUUCAUCAGAUUAUAAGUCAGCACUCUGUUUCUUACACAGUACUAAGUUAUUUUUAUUUCUUAUUAUCGUUGUCAAAUAACAAAGAAAACUAAUUAUUCAAAAUCCAAGGAUAUAUUUACAAAGAGUAUAUGGAUAUUCAAAAGAAAAGCUAUUGAUAAGCAAGAAGUUUCAUCAUUUAAAUUGAUAGUAUUUAAAUCAAUUAAACAAAGAAACGCUUUGCUGAUUUGAUAUUUACUUUCCACACAUGGACUUCCAAGACAGAGAAAUGCACACAUAUAACUUCGGUACUUGGAAUGUCCAAGGAUUGACUGAAAAGAAAAAGGAAACUUUUACUGAAAUCGAGCGAGAAAAUGAAAACUUAGUAGUUUUGACCGAAACCAAGUUAAGAGGAAGUGGACAGGAAGAGCAUGGGAAAUAUAUUCACCUUUACAGUGGAGUGAAAACAGGCCAUGCCAGAGCUGGAGUGUCCAUCUUUAUCAAGAAGGAUCUCGGUCGCAUUACAAAGUGGGAAGCGGUAAAUGAAAGGUUGAUUACUGCGAAACUCAACAUUCAUGGACAAAAGGUCAUAGUUAUUGGUGUCUAUUGGGUAGAUGACAGCGCUACACCUUAUAUCAAGGAUCGCUUUCAAAGUGAUUUCAAGAAUGAGCUGAAGAAAGUGAAGAGAGAACACGAGUUAAUUAUAUUAGGAGAUUUCAAUAGCAAAGUUGGAAUCUCAACCACCAGUAAAAUUGUUGGAAAAUUUGGGGAUAAAGAAAUUAAUAACAAUGGUCGAAGAUUGAUUGAUGUUUGUGAAGAAUUCAAAUUAAAAAUACAAAAUACAUUCUUUGAUCAUGAAGAUAUUCACAAGUAUACUUGGCAUCACAAACGGAAUUCUUCCAAAUCAUUAAUUGAUUUUUGUAUUACCAGACAGGAAACAACUCUGCAAGUCCAUGAUAUUCUUGCAUGUAGAUGGCUAGAAUGUGGGACCGAUCAUAUAUUCCUUGAAGCAACUAUUUCAUUUCCAAUUAUUAAAGGCAAUGAAAACAACGAAUAUAUUGUAGAAGAAGAAGCGUUUGAAAUGAUUAAAUACAAGACAUAUUUGCUUCACAGUCAAACGUUCAGAAAUUCUUAUAAUGAAUAUUUGGAUUCUUUCAUAAACACAUCUACAGAGAGAUCCACAAAGGAAAUGUACUGUCAUUUGAAAAAAGGUAUCCAUUCUGCGGCAACUCAUGUACUGGGAAUUCAAGAUAAAGAUGUGUUUGGUGAAUUUCUCUGGGAUCAAGAGUUAUUGCAAUUGCGAGCAAGAAGACUGAAUAUUAUGAGUGACAGUAAAAUUGAGUCACUAUCAGACAGAACUAUUUUCCAUUCACCAUUUGAUAAAUAUAAAAAUGAGGUAUGGAAAAACAUCUGUGAAACCAUUGAUAAAGCUGAGAAAAAUAAAAGAAGUAAAACAGCAUGGAGAAUUUUAGAGGAAGUUCUCAACAAAAGAGAUGAAAAUCUGACUCAUUAUCUACCAUCGGAAAAUUUCUGCAAAAAUCUCUUUAAAAACAAUCGUAUAGAUGUUAAAGAAUUUGAAACAAAAAAAAUAGACAAGAAGGAAAAUACCUAUCAAAUUGACCCAGAUCAAACGUUACAAAUUAAGGUUGAAGAUGUGAUGAAAGCUCUUGAUGAACUAGAUGAUGACAAAGGACCUGUGCCUGAUGGAUUAAGUUUACAACUUUUGAGAAAUAGCAGCUUUAAAUCAAAAUACAUCUUAGCAAAUUUAAUUCAAGACAUUUUUAAUGGCAAAGAAAUUCCGCCCGAGAUAGAUGAAAGUUAUAUUAGUAAUAUAGUAAAAAUUAAAAAUCGGGAAAAGUAUGCCAUAGAAGAUGGCAUACAAGUUCACAGCAUAAUGAGAAUAAUGUGUUUUAUUUUGAACGAAAUGCUACAAAAAGUCAUUAGUUUAAAGAACUUUUCUCUAAAUGUGCGUCAAUUAGCUCACUUAGAUGCAAUUUUUACUCUGAGGUUACUUCUUCAGAAAGUUGCCGAAAAACAAAAUCCUCCUUUGCAUCUUGCAUUCGUAGAUUUAAAACAAGCAUAUUUCGGCGUCCAACAUUUAAAACUUUUCAAAACUCUUGAAAAAUAUGGAAUUUCUAAAACUUUGAUUGCAGUAUUAGAACAUUUAUUUAAGUCAAAUACUCUCAGAGUUGUUGGGACAAACAAAUUAUCUGACCAAUACAUUCUAGACAAAGGUUUGAUAGAACAAUGCGUUUUGGGACCUACAUUGCUAAAAAUGUACAUCCAAGAAUCUAUCAUAGCAUGGAGUGAUGAAAAUUCUCGGAAUGGUAUUACGAUAGAUAAUCGUAUAUUGACCUAUAUAAUUUCUAACGAUAAAAUAAUUAUCGUUGCUCAGAAUCAUACAUCGUUAGAAACAAUGAUCCUAAAUCUUAAACAUCGUCUUAAAAGUCUAGGUUUGCAUAUAAGUCUUAAGAAUUUGAAAUAUCUAGGGAAUGAAAAAUUGACAUUCGGUAAAACUACUAUUCAGGGAGAAAACGUUAUAGAUUAUGAUGGUUCAUGUUUAGAACUUGAUGGCAGGAAUUGGGAAGAAGUCUCCCACAGAAUUCUGGAAACAAAAAAUGCCAUCGGUUAUUUGCAUCCUGUUGUGAGAGAUGAAUGCGUUUCCAUGAAAAUCAAAAGAAAAAUCUUCAACAUAAUUAUCAGAUCCAUUUUAAUGAAUGGCUGUGAAACAUGGACAUUGACGGAUGACUUAAAAGGGAAUAUUAAUUUAGUAGAAAUGAAUUAUUGGAAAUGGUGCUGUGAGAAUCAUACCAAGAAGUAUACUUCUCAACAGUUAAGAACUGUUAUGAACAUUAAAUAUACAUGCUUUGAUAUAUUUAUGCUGCGAAAAGCAGCAUGGUAUACCAUAGUGAAACAAAUGAACUUAGACAAGUGGCCUGUGUGGAUUCUUAAUUGGGAUCCAAAGGGUGCUGGUAGAAUUGGAAGACCCAGAAAGAAAUGGAUAGAUGGUGUAGAAGAUAUUUUGAGAGAUAUAAGUAAAUACGAAAAUUAUUUACAAAAUCACAAAUUAUUUUUAAAGCAAGAUAAACAAGAAGCCAUUAGAGCAAGUCCCACGAAAUGAUCAUAGCUGCAUGAUGUUACCAUGCAAUUUUCUUUCUCCCAUGGUUCGGAAACACUGAAUUAAUGCAUAUUUUCCCCACUUUUGAAAAAUUAUUUAUUUUCACGUAUUAAAGAAUCUUACUUUGCUCACUAGCAACAAAAUGUGAUGUUUAUAAUAAUUAAAAUUCAUCGAUACUAUCAUUAUUAUAUCAUGAUAGCAGCAAAAAAAAAUCCUUCAUA
Messenger RNA from Argiope bruennichi, 3427 nucleotides. RefSeq lists its product as uncharacterized. NCBI's taxonomy places the organism in Eukaryota, Metazoa, Arthropoda, Arachnida, Araneae, Araneidae. The transcript has 2 exons. Gene Ontology annotation, molecular function: catalytic activity. The record is from RefSeq and is a predicted model, not a curated record. Bases 357 to 3209 code for a protein of 950 amino acids.